AUGUUUGGUGUUAUGAGGUUCAUUUCCACUAUUUCGAUUGUUCUUUUAUUCUCGACACAAGUAUCGGCUUACAAUCAGACAGUCAAUCUAGUGAACAACAAUACCAUUUGUUUCCAGAACUACAACAAACAAACAAUUAUUGAGAAAUUUCUUUUUGGAAAUCGUUUUUUGAUAAAUUUAACAAAGUACUCAUUUUUCAAUUUUGGAAAUAGAUAUCAGAAUGGACACAUCAGAAUCACGUUUGAUGAAGAUUAUUUUAAUGAAAAUUUGGUGGCCAAUUCAGAAUCCUCUAAUUUCCAGGUCCCUAUUUUCUUGAUUAAAGGUGAUAGUGAAAAACAACCAUUUUCCCAUCAUGUUGGACAAUUGAAGGCGGUUUUACAAUUUUAUGAAGAUUAUUAUAACGAAACCAAGUACGAAUGCUCUAAACAAACCGCUAAUGGUGUUGAUGUGUCAAGAGCCCAAAUUUGCAACGUUUUUAAUGAAGGCUUGUUUAAGGAUUUUGCCUCCAGGUAUAAUUUUGCUUACCGUUUGAUGAACCGCGAUACUAGAGAGGCGAUAUUUAAAAUUGAUGGGUUCAAUAAUUACUGUAUUUUCAGUAAAAUCAUUCACUCCAAAGAUUUUGAAUAUCACAUGGAUGAAGAGAUGCCAAACAAAAGGGCAGUUCCUGUGAAAAUCAUCAAUGAAAUUUACAAUUCUUUUGGAAGCUUGAAGAUUUUUGACUUCUUGAAUAAUGUGAUUAUUUCAGAAUUAUUUGCGAUUUUAUUAUUCUGCUUUGUGGUAUCUUUCUUAUUAUUAUUUGUUGCUAAAUUGCUUUUUGGUCAAACUCGUUAUUUCUGGAAUGUUUUGACCACUUAUUCUAUCAGUUAUAUUCCAAUGGUAUUUGUUCAAUUAUACUUGCUUUAUUUCGAUGCGUACUUAUUCAGUUACAUUCACCAUUUAAUUAAAAAUAACUUUUCGCAAGCUGAAUUUGAAAAUAGUUUUAUUCAAGCCUUUCACUGGAGAACAAACUUGAUCCCUAUUGUCUCGAAAAUAACCGAGUACUUUAUGAUUGUCUUUAAAAUUUUCUUGACAAAUUUUAUUGAAAUCUUUGUGAGUGUUCUCUUUUCCAAAGGUUACGGCUUCUGGUUCAAUAAUAUCAACUUCAAUAUUUUUAAAACUGAGAACCAUAAUAUGAAGCGAGUAGUUACCAACUGGAAAUUUCUUGCAUUUGUGGCCAUUAUCGUUAUUGAGUCAGUUUUAUACAUAUUCAUUUCCCAUUCAAAUGGUACCACUGUCGACAAAAUCAGAAUAUUGAUUAACAUUUCUAAGGAAUCUGUGUUAUUGUUCAUUAUCUUGAGUAACUAUUUCAAUCACGUUGACGUCAAUAAAUUGUCAAGAACAAUUGGAAACAUUUUAUACACCAAUGAUAAAAACCUUAAAUUUCAAAAACCGAAGACUAUCAUUAAUGAUAAGUUGGUGGAAUUGAACUUGAAGUUAUUCAUAAAAAAAACUUUGUUGAAAUACAAUAAGACAAUUUUGUUGUUGAUAGUGAAAUUAUUUUUCCAAAUUUCGUUAAACUUCAUUGAAAUGGGUUUUAUUGACAACUAUUCGUCUGACUCUUUGACCAAAUCUAUUUUUUCUGACAGAAUACAAAACAACGAUAAUUGUUUGACAGUUAUCUUAUAUUUAUUUGAUUACGUCAGCAUUAUUGGGAAAUUCUUCUUUCAUCCCUUGUCGAGUGAAUCUAUCUCCAAUAGCAGUAACCCAGUCAUCAUUUUGAAUAGAAAAUUUGAUGAAGAAAGAAUCAUCUUCAUUACCCAUUGUUUGAAAAAUGGUAUUAACAUUUUCGUUAAUUUCUUGAUUUGCUUGGUUAACAUUAACGUCGAUCUCAAUAACUUGCAUGAUGAGCAGUCAUCCUAA
Molecule: messenger RNA, 1899 nt
Organism: Saccharomycopsis crataegensis
Lineage: Eukaryota; Fungi; Ascomycota; Saccharomycetes; Ascoideales; Saccharomycopsidaceae
Exons: 1
Coding region: 1-1899 (632 amino acids)
Source: RefSeq, a predicted model, not a curated record